UCAAAAUGGCGGCCGUCUGAUGAAUGUUUUACCACGAAAUUCGUCAUGAUUUCUCGCUGGAAAAGCUAUUUACUAUCGGUUUUCUUGACCAGCCUUUGUACGUGGAUAAAUCCUCAGGAAGCUCUAGAAAAAUUUAAAUGUUCUGACCUUCUUCUUGGGCAAUAUCCUUUUUAUAGAUACGGUAUCUGUUGUGGUUUUUUGUGUAUAUGUGUUCAUCUGGUACUGUUUAGUGUAAUCUUGUCUUAGUAAGCUUAACAUAUUUACCAAGUUGUUCCUUGACUAACAUAUGUAUCGAUGUAGAAGUCCAGAAAUUGAUUCGUCUACUCAGGCAGCUGUUGACUGUUCCAAGAAUCACACCGUUGAAGGUGAUUUGAUGAGCACAAUGCAAUGUGAAUUAUCUGCAUGCUUGCAGACAGUGUUUUCUGAUUGACAUAACUUAAAUUUGCAUAAUGCAGCGAUGACAGCUUACUUGAACUCUCAAAUGGAACGAAAAUAAUCUUUGCGUUCAACUGUAGUACCUUAUUGAAACUAGGUUUGAUGUUUUAUACCCAGUAAGUUAUUUAUUAAGUGAUUUUUUAAAUUGAGUUUUCAGUAUUUACGUUUAUCCAUCCUCGGGUUUACAACCACGUUCCAUGGUCAGAUCGUUUCAUUUUAUAGUCAGAUUGUUCUACAGUUGCGGUGGAAAACCUUAUGUGAAAGAUGCUUUUUUGGCUUAAAGAACGAGGUAUACACAGGAGCAAUGCUCUAACUUCUGCUCGUGGCUGAAAUACUGCUGAAAAGUUCUGACAACAUUGUGGAACAAUCUGGCUUGUAAUGAUUUGACCAUGGAAGGCAGUGACUGCAUACCAAUCCAUAAUGUAUCUAGAUACUAAGAGCUCAUAAAACUUACUGUGCCUUAAGUUGUGCAAUGAAAUUUGUGGCUUCUUUCCCCACACCUUAGUAAAAUCUGGAUGCCAAAGAUAGUGACCUGUAGAAGUGUUUUUUAACAUGUGAGAGUUUGAGCUCUCUAUUAGAGCUUGAUUUUCAAACCUGCAUCUCUUAGACCCUCUCAGCUUAGGCAAAAUGCCAUUUGCAACAUCCUGGUGUUGUUACCAUUUAGCAUUUUAUCAUGGCCUAUUAACAGAUGGACUAUAUUUCGCACUUGUACAGUUGCAUGGUUUCUUUACUUUUUUUGAAUUAUCAAAUAUUAUAUUUUCUCUAGUGGAAUGUGACACUACAGCCAUAGGCAAAGAUGGACAAAAUAUAACCAAAUGCUUUAAAAAUGUAACAUGCCGCUACACGUAAGUAAACUUCUUUUGUACAUGUUAUCUACAACCUACAGUAAUGUGUUGUCUGUGUAGAAAAAUCCUUAAAACAUGUACAUUAUAAACCUCAGUUCUUAUUCAAUUUAUUAAUUAAUCUUAAGUAUUAUUUUGCAUUAUAUUGCCCAAGAUACAUGUAAGCUUUAAGAUGGGUAUCAGAUUCCGUUGAAUUAACUGCUGAAGUAUUCAUGAAGGUUUAUUUCUUGAAAGUCUUUGCAAUUAGCAGGCCUGGAAAGUUCUUUUUUGUUUGCUGAAUUUACAGUCAAGAUGAAAGAUUAAUUCAAUAGCAUUGAACGUCCUGUUAGUUCUGUGUUGAACAGAAUUAACUGGUUUGUCAGCUGCAGUGUAGGAUCCACUCUACAUUUUUGAUGUUAAAAUCUGGCUUUAGUAGGACCCAAAAGCUAAAGAAAUGAGCCCCUGGUGCUAGCAAUUGAAAGGAAAAAUACUAGCCUUAACCUGAAAGAGACCCAAAAGCAACUAUUCUUCUUAGUAACAUGUUUUAUCUUUAAAUUAUCUGCACAGCAAUGGUCAUUCUUAUGAAACUGCGCUUUUGCUGUCAGUCUUUCUUGGAAUGUUUGGAAUCGAUAGAUUUUAUCUGGGAUAUCCAGCAAUAGGUAAGAUGCAUAGAUGUGCACAUACUUUGGCUGAAACUUGUACAUCUUUUAUGUGAACAUAAAAAAUAACUGUGAACAUGAGAAAUAUUUUUGGAAUGUUAUUGUGUUGCAUGGGAAAAGCCAAUCUAAAGAAUGAAAACAAAAACUGAACUGCAGGCAGCCAUGGUAAUAUUAGUUUGAGGUUUUGCAUAGUAGCUUGCGUCAUUUUCCUGAUCUCCAACUGAAUUUGUCAUAACACAAUAAAACACAAUAAGUUUUCCUAAAAUACAGUAUUUCAAGCUUUCGUGGUUCUCUGUGUUGACAAAAAAAGAUGGAAAUUCUUUUUCUCCUUUUUAAUGAGGAAUUAUUUAUUAUUUAAAUUGAUAAGUGAUCAUUAUUAAUUUUCUGAUAUGUGAGGUGCCUUUCCUCUUAAUUUUUAGGCCUGCUGAAGUUUUGUACUUUGGGCUUUUUCUUUGUAUUUCAUCUUGUAGACAUUGUAUUGAUAGCGACUCAGGUGAGAUACUACAGUUGAUCAUCAUUAGAAAUGACUUUCAUAAAUUAAUAAUGGGAACAGAUGGCUUAAAAAAAAAUUUGAAAUGGAAAUUUCACUUUCAGUCAAAGAUGACCAUUUUCCAAUGGUAGCCUUAAUCAAAGUACAGCAUAACAAUAUUGUUGAUUUGGUUGUCACUGACAAUAUUAUGCUAAACCUUAACAUGCAAAAUACGAAACCAGGCACUUUGUAUAUUAUAUAAUAUUUAAAAGAACUGUGAGUGUCUCUGGUACCUUUUCAAAAACUAUUAAAGCACAGCAUGUGUUUACUGCUAUUUAUUCACAAAGACAAUCUAAAGAAGCACCAAAUUAAUGCGAUGCAUUUGUUUGUUUAACAGGUUGUUGGGCCAGCGGAUGGAUCAGCAUAUGUCAUUGAUUACUAUGGUCCUCGAUUGACCCACAUCGCAAAGGAUAUGGACACAUAUUUCAAACCACGAGAAUGACAUUACGUGCAUCACUUCUGGCAACAUUCUUAUUGUACAGAAAAAAUAAUUGAUAGUGAGAUUUUCAGGUGCCAGCAGCAACGAACUGACGAAAUCUUACUGUAGAUGGUUGAAAGGAGUAAUAUUGACAAAUUAACUCAAAGUCUUUGACGGGACUGGAGGAUUACGAAAGGUGGUCAGGAAGGUCGCAUACAGUGUCUGAAGCUGCAAUGAUCAUUAGCAAAUUACACAAUUUUUAGUUUCUCCAUUAAAAAUUGGAAAAUAUUGGAAAAAUAGUUAUGCUCAUUUGACAAUGAAACUUCUUAACUGAUCAAAAUUCUGCAACUGAAGGUCUAUUUAAUGCAUUGAUUCUUUUUUGGGAGUCCAUAUUCUUGAAAAAAAACAUUUUUUGUUUCUGACAGAAACAGUAAUAACCGAUUAUUUCUUGUGAGUUUCGGGCAACGAAUGUCCUUGAAAUUAAGAUUGUUUGGCGUACCAAUUUAUUUGUAAAAUAUAAUUUGUAAGCAGUGCUGCAGCUGUACGUUGUAAAUAUUAACUGGAAGCUAGGUACAUGUAGUGAAAAUAAUAAAUUAUAGUAGUUGUAAAAGAACUUGAAGUUUUUAGUUACGUUAGGUUGCGUUUAUUUGGAGCACUAGAGACAGUGUGGAAAGUUAAACAUCCUUAUUAUCAAAUAGAUUCCACUUUCCCGAGUGUUCAGCUACAAAUUACAGUCUGCCUUGCUGUGAUUACACCUUCCAAUCUAGAUACGCCUUGGUAGAAAUUAGAUUAUUGUGCAGUGUCAAAUAGUUAAAUUGAAACCGAAGAAGCUUUAAAAAUUACAGUUGACUCUGUUGUGUAUAUUAUGUC
Porites evermanni is the source of this 3732-nucleotide messenger RNA. NCBI's taxonomy places the organism in Eukaryota, Metazoa, Cnidaria, Anthozoa, Scleractinia, Poritidae. The record is from the annotation of a GenBank genome assembly.